This is a messenger RNA of Limulus polyphemus (Atlantic horseshoe crab), 2632 nucleotides long. RefSeq names its product RUN and FYVE domain-containing protein 2-like. Gene Ontology annotation, molecular function: metal ion binding. The record is from RefSeq and is a predicted model, not a curated record. Gene Ontology annotation, cellular component: cytoplasm. NCBI's taxonomy places the organism in Eukaryota, Metazoa, Arthropoda, Merostomata, Xiphosura, Limulidae. The coding region runs from base 199 to 2595 and encodes 798 amino acids. The transcript is spliced from 19 exons.
GUACUCGUAUGGAAAGGUUUAAUAUUCUGAUUGAAUCUCCUGUUACCUUGUGGACCUGUACCAUUGCUCUUAAAGGUAAAUAUCAUGUACAUCUUAGAAAAAUAUACAUCCAUAUAAAUGUGGGUAAGUGAAUGUGUGUAAGAGUUGUGUUUCAACGUCACUCGUUUUAAAAGUACUACCUGUCAUUGAGGUGCUGUCAUGAAUUCUAGUGACAGUGACGUUCAAGCUCGCCCUGAUAAAGACAUUGAAGAAAGUGAAAACAGAACUGUUAAAUGUCAAGAUAAUGAAAGCAUCUCUUCAGGUACUGAAGAUAUUAAUCCUCUGAAAACUCUUACUAACACUGGCAGUUUUUGCAAGCCUUUUGAUUCUGAUAACACCAAAAUAAAAUGUGAUGAAAAGAUUAUCUCUUGUAAAAACAAUACCAGUGUGUUAAGCCAGGAAAUAACUAGAAAGGAGCUUGGGAUAAAUGAAUUCUGUGGAGGUGGUUCUCAUGGUGACAUUAUCCAUAAACAAGUUUUUACACGUGAUCACUGGCCAGUUCUUUUAGUAUCCAAAGAUAAACAUGGACAGAAGAAAAAACCUUAUAGAAAGAAAGACCCUAUUGCCAUUGAACGUUCCAACCUUGUGAAUGUAACGAAGCUUGUGGUGAAGGAACUGAUAGAAUCAUCCCUGAAGUAUGGUCGUAUGUUAGACUCUGACCAUGUUUCUUUGAACCAUUUCUUCAUCCUACUGGAACAUGUGAUGAGACAUGGGCUUAUGCCUAAGAAAGGUCUUCUUGGACCAAAAAAAGAGUUAUGGAACCUCUUAGAAACAGUAGAGAAGUACAUGCCUGAAGCUUCUGACAUAACGUCUAGUGUGCGAGAACUGCCAACUGUAAAGACACAUCUUGGUCGUGCUCGAGCCUGGCUGAGGCUUGCGCUGAUGCAAAAACGUCUUGCUGACUACUUUCGUUUCUUGACUGAUAAAAAGGAAGAAAUUCUGAUUUUAUACAUGUAUAUCACCAUCAUACAUGGAGUGAUAUCUUUCAGUAAUAUAAUGUCACAAAUGGAAGAUAUUCAGCACUUACAAAAAAAGAAAAAUCUUUCCUUAGAGGAAGUGCUGAAAUUGUUUUUUGCUUCCUCCUCUGAAGAAGAGUCACUUUCUGAGUUUGAAGAAGAAACCACAACAAAUAAAGAUGGAGAGGAGCACUUUUCACUACAUCAACUUCCAAAAUGGCCAAGAAAAGCCUGGCCUGUAGUGCAGAAUGGAAAUGGGAAGUUCUCAAAGAUGAGCAGCCCAGAUUGUUGGGGGACUUCAUCCGAGGAGAGCCUGUUUCCCGUCAAGCAACAAGGAGUAAUUGACUUUAGUCUCUAUCUUCGAGAAAAUAGCCAUACUGAACCUCUUCCUGAAGGGGCCAACUCUGCAAGUAUGACAGCUGUUUUGGACCAGAAAAAUUAUAUAGAGGAGCUUAAUAGACAUCUCAAUGCUACAGUUAGUAACCUCCAACAGAAGGUGGAACAGCUACAAACAGCCAAUACGUUAAUGAAAGAAGACCUGGCUAUUGCGAAGAAUCAGGUUUUGAUGCUUGAUGAAGAAAAUUCAAGACUUCAGUGUGCUCGCAGAGAACAUUUUACUGAGCAUAAUAAAAAAAUUGUGGAAACUCAAGAAGAUCUGAUAUUGGAAAGAGAAACUUAUCAUAACAAUCAAGCUGGACUAGAAAACCUUUGUAGUGAGUUGAAGAAGAAGUUGCAAGAAGAAAGCAGUUUGAAGCAGGACAUAGAACAAGACCUCCAGACACAGAUAGCAUUGAAGACAGAAGCUGAAAUGGCCUUAAAGCUACUAGAAAAAGGAGUUCAUGAGAAGCAAGACACCAUAAUAUCCUUACGUCGACAGAUAGAAGACAUAAAAAUCAUUAAUUUACAAAUGUACAACAAGUUACAGGAAUGUGAAAACCUUGUUAAAGAAAAGACAGAUCAAGUUAGCCAACUCCAAAAGAAGGUGUCAGAAAUGACUUUCAGUCUCCAGCAACUAGAAGCUAAGGCAAAUCGUGCUGAGCAGGAUCAUGUACUGUCAGAGGAAGCCAGAAGGAAACUAGGUCAGCAGUUAGCUGAAAAAGAUCAAAAAAGGUCUAUCCUAGAGUCGGACUUGAAGAUUGAACGAGAAUGGCGUGCAUCAUUACAGGCUUCUGUUGCAGAGCUUCAGGAACAGUUGACAACCCUCCAGAAUGAUCUAGACACUUGUCAACAAAAAUCAAGUGAGUAUGAGAAAUUGGAAAAAGAUUUUCAUUGUCUGAGGAAUACAUGCCAGGAAUAUGAGACAGCACUAGAAGAAAUGGGUGUUCAGCUUAGUGACUCAAAGCUUCAACUUGAAGAUCUUAAGGAGAGCCAUUACACAUUAAAGGAAGCUGUUUGGACAAGUGAUAAGGAAGCAACAACCUGUAGACAAUGCAGCAAACCUUUUUCUGUUGCUAGGCGAAAGCAUCAUUGUCGUAGCUGUGGUGACAUAUUCUGCAGAAAUUGUUCAGACAAUACCAUGCCUUUGCCAUCUUCUUCCAAGCCUGUUCGUGUCUGUGAUGGUUGCCACACACUUUUGUUGCAGAGGUAUUCUGCAACUUGAAUAUCUUGUUAAGUGUUCUUCUCCAAAAGUUGUGAAU